CCUUGCAUUUCCCGCCAAAUUUGUUCUCCCGCGAAGAAGCAAGGAGCGAUCAGUUGGCGAAUUUCGCAGGAAUGUCUGGAUUUGACGAGCGCCCGGUUUACUUCAGCGAUGCUUUUGGCUCUGAGGAACAAGCAGAUGAGCGAGAAGUGAACAGAAUCAGUGCCAAGAAGCGAUUUGGGGAGUUUAUCCGUGAAUUCCACGAAGGAACUUUCAGCUAUGCGUAUCGUGAUCAGCUAAAGAGACACUAUAAUUUGGGGCAGUAUUACCUUGAAGUUGAUCUGCAAGAUCUGACAAGCUUUGAUGAACAACUUGCUGAUAAACUCACCAAGAAUCCCGCAGAAUUCCUGCCUUUAUUUGAAGAUGCAGCCAAAGAAAUGGCAGAUGAGGUGACUAAGCCACGACCUUUAGGAGAAGAGGAAGUACAAGAUAUUCAGAUCACUCUCAAAUCUGAAGCAAACCCCAUGAGUGUCAGGGAACUGCGAUCAGAGCAAAUGGCAAAAUUGGUGAAGAUUCCAGGCAUUAUCAUCAGUGCUUCUGCCAUUCGUGCAUAGGCAACUAACAUAACUAUCCAGUGCCAUUCUUGUCGUAACACCAUCUCCAACAUUCCUCUAAAGCCAGGUCUCGAAGGAUAUGCAAUGCCUCGUAAAUGCCCAAGUGAUCAAGCAGGUCGUCCACCAUGUCCUUUGGAUCCAUUUUUUAUCAUGCCUGAUAAAUGCAAAUGUGUUGACUUCCAAGUAUUGAAGCUACAGGAAUCUCCAGAUGCUGUCCCUAAUGGCGAAAUGCCACGGCACAUGCAGCUGUACUGUGACAGGUAUUUGACAGAUAAGGUUGUUCCUGGUAACAGAGUCACUGUCAUGGGUAUUUAUUCAAUCAAGAAAGUUGCUCAGAAAGCUGACAAGGAUCGUGAUGGUGUGGGUGUCGGUAUCAGGAAGC
Messenger RNA from Stylophora pistillata, 933 nucleotides. RefSeq names its product DNA replication licensing factor MCM5-like. The record is from RefSeq and is a predicted model, not a curated record. NCBI's taxonomy places the organism in Eukaryota, Metazoa, Cnidaria, Anthozoa, Scleractinia, Pocilloporidae.